AUGCUAGAGAGAGAAUUAGGGUUUUUUCAUAGCUCCCCAGUUCAAACGACGUCGUUUUCGAUUAGCAUUAACGGUAAUCUGCAUGGAUAUUUUAGAGGGAAACAGGGGUUGAGACAAGGUGAUCCUAUGUCACCAUAUCUUUUCAUGUUGGUUAUGGAAGUUUUAUCGUUAUUGCUUCAGCAUGCGGCUGUGUCAAGUAAUGGGUUCAAGUAUCAUGCUCAGUGUGCUAAGCAGAAGAUAAUUAAUGUCUCCUUUGCUGAUGAUCUUUUUAUUUUCGUGCAUGGGGAUGUUUGGUCCAUCGGGAAGGUUAAGCAAGCUCUUGAGAGGUUCACCAGUAUAUCUGGUUUGGUGUCGAGUCCAGCUAAAAGUACGGUUUAUUUUUGUAAUGUUCCACUCAAUGUUAGACAGGAUAUUCUCCGUUUGAUGCCUUUUCAGGAGGGCUCUCUUCCGGUUAGAUAUUUGGGGGUGCCGUUAAUUACCACUAAGCUCAUUUUUAAGGAUUGUAAUCCCCUUGUUGAUCGUAUGGAAAAGAAGAUUGAUAGUUGGCUGAAUAAAUCUUUAUCCUUUGCGGGUAGGUUACAACUUGUUAAUUCCGGUAGGGCGAAAGCUAAAGUGGCUUUGUCAGAUAUUUGUUUGCCUAAGGCGGAAGGUGGGCUCGGUAUUUGGAGCAUAUCGGACUCCCGUGGGAGUAUUAGCUGGGGAUGGAGGAAACUCCUUUCCAUUCGAGAUAUUGUUCGGCCGUUUAUUUGGAAGUUGGUUAGGAGUGGGCUUCAAACUAAUGUCUGGAGUGAUAACUGGUGCCAUCUUAGUCCGCUUAGCUCUUUCAUAACUCCAAGACGUAUUUCUAAUGUGGGGUUUUCUAUUUCAUCAUCUAUUGCGGACCUGAUUGAUGUUAAUGGGCAAUGGAAGUGGCCGCAAGCAUGGUAUGAUAUCUAUCCAAUGCUGAUUGAGUUGAAUGUUCCUCAGUUGAUUCACAACAUGGAAGACCGUACAAUCUGGAAAGAUUUAGAGGGUAACAAUUGUCAUUUUCAGUCGUUGGAGGUCUGGAAUGUGAUUCGACAUCGUGAGAGCCCGGUGCCUUGGGUUAAUGGGGUUUGGUUCUCUCAAUGUAUCCUAAGACACUCGUUUCACUUAUGGUUGGUUAUCAAGAACAAGCUUAAGACGCAGGAUAGGUUGGCUGUGUGGGAGGUGGGAAGUGCAACUAAUCUGAAUCUUAUGUGUUGCCCCUUGUGCAGAAAUAAUCGUGAUUCUAGAGACCAUCUUUUCUUUCAAUGUUCAUUUGCUUCGAAUGUAUGGAAGGAGGUGAAGCCGAUGGUAUCUUUGGAAAAGGUUGAUGAUUCGUGGCAGUCUAUAAUGGAUUGGAUGACCGAAAAUGCUUCGUCCAAGAAGACAGAGCAUAUUGUAUGCAAGUUAGUCAUUUCGGCGGCUACUUAUUUUAUAUGGCUUGAGAGAAAUAAUUGCCUGUUUUCUAAUGCUCAUGCAAAUGUGGCUACGGUGGUUGGGAGGAUCAAAAACACAGUCAGGUUAUGUCUAAUGGGAUUUGAGUUUAGAGGGGAUGCUAAAGUUGAGAAGAUGCUAAAGAAGUGGGAGAUCGCUAGGAACGAAGAAGAGAACGACCCGGGUUAG
Molecule: messenger RNA, 1626 nt
Organism: Helianthus annuus (common sunflower)
Lineage: Eukaryota; Viridiplantae; Streptophyta; Magnoliopsida; Asterales; Asteraceae
Exons: 3
Coding region: 1-1626 (541 amino acids)
Source: RefSeq, a predicted model, not a curated record